Molecule: messenger RNA, 2242 nt
Organism: Rhinopithecus roxellana (golden snub-nosed monkey)
Lineage: Eukaryota; Metazoa; Chordata; Mammalia; Primates; Cercopithecidae
Product: cytochrome b5 reductase 4
Exons: 16
Coding region: 131-1696 (521 amino acids)
Biological process (GO): superoxide metabolic process; generation of precursor metabolites and energy
Cellular component (GO): endoplasmic reticulum
Molecular function (GO): oxidoreductase activity; heme binding
Source: RefSeq, a predicted model, not a curated record
GCGCGUCUCACCCCUGGCGACCCCGGAAGUGGGUCGGGGGUUGGCCACUGCCCGGCCACAGAGCCGGAGGUGGAGGUACUAUCCCGUCCGGCGGCGAACCCCGGGCAGGGCCGGGGGCUGGGGUUUCAAGAUGCUGAACGUCCCUUCCCAGUCUUUCCCGGCCCCCAGGUCGCAGCAGCGUGUAGCCUUCGGGGGGCGUAGCAAGGUACCUUUAAAACAGGGCAGAAGCCUUAUGGAUUGGAUUCGACUGACCAAAAGUGGAAAGGAUCUAACAGGAUUAAAAGGCAGGUUAAUUGAAGUAACUGAAGAAGAACUUAAGAAACACAACAAAAAAGAUGAUUGUUGGAUAUGCAUAAGAGGUUUCGUUUAUAAUGUCAGCCCUUAUAUGGAGUAUCAUCCUGGUGGAGAAGAUGAACUAAUGAGAGCAGCAGGAUCAGAUGGUACUGAACUUUUUGAUCAGGUUCAUCGUUGGGUCAAUUAUGAAUCCAUGCUGAAAGAAUGCCUCGUUGGCAGAAUGGCAAUUAAACCUGCUGUUCUGAAAGACUAUCGUGAGGAAGAAAAGAAAGUCUUAAAUGGCAUGCUUCCCAAGAGCCAAGUUCCAGAUACACUUGCCAAAGAAGGUCCUAGUUAUCCAAGCUAUGAUUGGUUUCAAACAAACUCUUUAGUCACCAUUGCCAUAUAUACUAAACAGAAGGAUAUCAAUUUAGACUCAAUAAUAGUUGAUCAUCAGGAUGAUUCCUUUAGAGCAGAAACAAUUAUUAAGGAUUGUUUAUAUCUUAUACAUAUUGGGCUAAGCCAUGAGGUUCAGGAAGAUUUUUCUGUGCGGGUUGUUGAGAGUGUGGGAAAAAUAGAGAUUGUUCUAAAAAAAAAAGAGAAUACUUCUUGGGACUUUCUUGGCCAUCCCCUGGAGAAUCAUAAUUCACUUAUUCCAAGGAAAGAUACAGGUUUGUACUACAGAAAGUGCCAGUUAAUUUCCAAGGAAAAUGUUACUCAUGAUACGAGGCUUUUCUGUUUGAUGCUGCCACCAAGCACUCAUCUUCAAGUGCCCAUUGGGCAACAUGUUUACCUCAAGCUACCUAUUACAGGUACAGAAAUAGUAAAGCCAUAUACACCUGUAUCUGGUUCCUUACUGUCAGAGUUCAAGGAACCAGUUCUUCCCAACAAUAAAUACAUCUAUUUUUUGAUAAAAAUCUAUCACACUGGACUCUUCACACCAGAGCUUGAUCGUCUUCAGAUUGGAGAUUUUGUUUCUGUAAGCAGUCCUGAGGGCAAUUUUAAAAUAUCCAAGUUCCAAGAAUUAGAAGAUCUCUUUUUGUUGGCAGCUGGAACAGGCUUCACACCAAUGGUUAAAAUACUGAAUUAUGCUUUGACUGAUAUACCCAGUCUCAGGAAAGUGAAGCUGAUGUUCUUCAAUAAAACAGAGGAUGAUAUAAUUUGGAGAAGCCAGUUGGAGAAAUUAGCAUUUAAAGAUAAAAGACUGGAUGUUGAAUUUGUUCUCUCAGCACCUAUUUCUGAAUGGAAUGGCAAACAGGGACAUAUUUCACCAGCUCUUCUUUCUGAAUUUUUGAAAAGAAAUUUGGACAAAUCCAAAGUUCUCGUCUGCAUUUGUGGACCAGUGCCAUUUACAGAACAAGGAGUAAGGUUGCUGCAGGAUCUCAACUUUUCCAAAAAUGAGAUCCAUAGUUUUACAGCAUAAUGAAGAGCUGUCAUUGUCCUUUAUUCAACUAGUUUAUCUAAAUUUGUGAUUGCUUAGGGUUUUUUAAGAGAACAUUUUUGUACAUAAUAAAAGGUUAACUAGAAUCCAGGCUUCAGUUUCUUAAAUGAAAUCAAAUGUUCCUUCUGUAUAGGUAACUUCUUGGCUUUCUUUUGUACCAUAACUUAUUUUACUACUGAUAGUUGACCUGGACAGUUAAUCAUGGCAACAAAUACAUACAGGAUUCUUUGUUAUGAAUCACAAAUUUCCUUGCCAUUUAAAUUAUAUCACUGUUCUACAAUAAGCACUUGUGUUUUAUGAUAUGGUAAAGUAAAUGAUGACUUCGAUCAUAUUUCUAUGCUGUAAAAUGUCUUAUAAGCAAUACAGAUUAAAUUUUACAUUGCACUGUUAACUCAGGAAAUGAUCAUUUAUGUCCUUGUUAUUAAUAUUAACACAUAGAAUGUUAUAACUUAUUAACUUAUCCAAACAUUUUUGUGUGUGUGUAUGGCACUGAUGCAGAAUAGAAUAAAAUUAUACUUAAGUUCUUUU